Symbiodinium pilosum is the source of this 159-nucleotide messenger RNA. Lineage: Eukaryota; Dinophyceae; Suessiales; Symbiodiniaceae. The record is from the annotation of a GenBank genome assembly.
AUGUCGACAAAGGACCUUUUCCACCUUUGCAAAGAGCAGCUGAAGGAGCUGCAGAGAGAGGUGUCCAGCAUGACCAUCGUGGCGGACAUGCAGGGGGUGACCGGCCGAGAGUUCAGUCAAGAUGUGAGCUAUCGGUGGACUUAUGAGGGAACAUGCUAG